Bufo gargarizans (Asiatic toad) is the source of this 2127-nucleotide messenger RNA. It is a transcript of the gene C11H14orf39, whose product is annotated as chromosome 11 C14orf39 homolog. The transcript is spliced from 17 exons. Lineage: Eukaryota; Metazoa; Chordata; Amphibia; Anura; Bufonidae. Gene Ontology annotation, cellular component: central element. Gene Ontology annotation, biological process: meiotic DNA double-strand break processing involved in reciprocal meiotic recombination; spermatogenesis; oogenesis. Bases 1 to 2127 code for a protein of 708 amino acids. The record is from RefSeq and is a predicted model, not a curated record.
AUGGCAAAGGGAAUCAUAAAGAAGGAAUCCUUAAAUGUAGAAGAAAGACUAAAAGCUGAAGGAACAGUCAUAGGACUCAUUGACUCAGACUCAGUCAUAAGAGUCAUUCAUAUAGGGGGCUAUUCAUACUCUAUGACUAUACUAAUAGCAUCUUUAGUCUUUCAGAAUGAGCAAGAAUCUCAGAAUAAGAGAAAUAGCAAAGAACUCAUCCAACGCUAUGAUGCUAAAAUUAUGCAUGAAAAACAACAUAUUCUGGCCUUAAAAAAGGAUAUAAGCUUAAGUGAUAAAAUUAUUUUGGAUUUACAAAAAUAUAAUAGAAACAGUGAUAGCCUUGUCACGUGCAUAUCAAUGUCUGCAGCAUUAGAAAGAGAAGAAGAAUUACUUCAAAUCCAGUUGGAAAAUGCAAUAAAUACAUCUGAAAGUGAUAAAAAAACCUACCAAGAUUCCAUAAAGCAAUGUAAUGAGAGACUAAAGCAACAUGAAGAAAAAUAUAUGGAGUUCACAUGUGCUAAGAAAUACCAUAUGAUAAAAGAGGAGUAUGACAAUUUUUUGAACCUGAUCCUUAAAUAUGACGAACAGCAGAAGAGGAAGGACAAGAUAAUUCUUGAUAUUUUGGAGCCUGCAUCGUUUGCAUCCUAUAUUGACUGGAGUUUAAGGCUUGCAACUCUAAGAAAAAACACAGAGAAAACCAUUCAUCAUAUUUCUCAAAAGUCACAUACAACAUCUGAAAUGGUGCAGAAAAUCAAGGAACUUGAACGGAAGAUAAAGUAUAUUGAAGAGGUAACCAUCUGGCUUAACUUAUUUGUUCUUAAAAACCAAACAAAAAGAAACGACACACGAUUAACCACAGAACUGCAUACCAAAGAAAUAUCUGAAAAAGAAAAUGAUAUAGGAAGAAAAGAAAGCAACAAAGAUCUCACAACUGAAUUUCAACAAGCCAACCUGAAUGAAGAAGCAAGACUGAAGCAAUCAAAAGAAAAUAAAUCACACUUGUUACACCUCCCAGACUUGCUUCAAAAGUUUAUGCAACCACCUAGAGAGAAUAGGGUAUCCCUGCACAUCAGUGAAACAGAAACGAACAACAUUGGAAAUGUUGAUGACCCCCAAAAUAGCAACAGCAUUGUUUCAAACCAAGACCUGCGUGUGGAGAAUGAAAUUCAGGAGCCAGUCAUUAAUAACGGAAGUGAAGGCUUUACUCCACCAACAACAAAUUUGCAACAUCAAAGUCAGCUAAGGGAGAUAUCCAUUGCCAGAACUGAUGUCACCAGAGACAAAACUGUUCCCAUAGAAAACUAUUCUAUCAGACUAGACAUCAGUUUUCUUCUGGCUCUUUUGUAUUACGACACAGGAAAAAAGGCCAAAGGGUCAGACAUAUAUGAACCAGCCGUAUUACAACAUAUAUUCUGUCUGUGUGAGAUGAGUCAGUGCUCAGAUAGAAAUGCUAUUAUUUUACAGGCCAGGACCGAUUCAAAAGCAAAUCCAUUCAAAGAACAUUGGCUGUCAAAGAAACAGACGAAAUCAGAAGACAACAGUUCACUGAAGUCCCAGAUACAUCAAGAGAUUCAGGGAAACUCUGUAAGUUACGAAGACAUGGAAAGUAAAGCUGACGGAGAAACAUCACCAAAUGAAGUAUUUGCUUUGCCGAGGAUUCCUUCACCAUUCACCGUACCGGACCCUCCGCCUAUUUCAACACAUACAUCCAUUAGGAAAGGUCAACGUAACAAAGGAAAGAAAAGCCAGAACAUCACCAAAUAUUCAAUAGAUUUAUUCUCCAGAUCCACAGAACAGACGGAAGCAUCUCCUUGUUUAAGUCUUUUUAAGACGUCCACACCUAAAACCCCUAAUCUUUGCAGUUUUGAGUCGUUUUCGACAGUAGUAUUUGCAGAUCAGCAAGACAGCUUUACUGCAGCAGAUAUCAAUCCAGCAUCACCUGCAAAAGACAUUGGAAAUCUGUUCCAAAAAAUGGAAGGAGAUGAUGAUUUUCCGUUUUUAUUUACUUCAAAAUCUUCACAAGCCUCAGACGAUGACAAAGAUGACUUCGGCUUCAUGUUACCAUUUGGACAGGAUUCAAAAAGUCCCAUGGAGUUGGAAUCUGCUCAAAACAAAACUAAAUUUACUUUCUUCUAG